AUGGUCACUAGGUCAUUGUUUAUUGUAUUGGCAAUAACAUUGUUUUACUUUAUCUUUAUUUAUAAUUCAAUAGGAGGUACAAAGAAUGAUGAUAGAGGAAAGGUUGAAACAACAGUACAACCUCAAAAUAAAGAUUAUCACGCCGACCAUGCUACAAGAACAUUCUUAUCAAAGACAUUCGAUGAUGAUGUUGUCUAUCCAUGGUUGAACACAUACUCCCCCAACAACAACAACAACAAUAACAAUAAUAACAACAAUAACAACAACAAACAACAAUCAUGGACAAAGGAUCAUUACACCGAUGCAAAGACCAAGAGACGUGUGUGUAUAGUGACCACAGAGAUAGAGGGCCCAGUGCUGGGCGGAGGCAUCGGCACGGCAUACACAGCAAUGGCGAAGCGUCUGAGUGAGGACGGCCACAAGGUCACCGUGCUACUGGUUAAUCGCGUCAAGAACCUGUCGGCAUCACACUGGACCGCAUUGUAUCGAAGCAACAACAUUGAGCUAGUUGUAUUAGACGUGCAGAUUAUGACACCCGAGGAGCUGGCCGUCGCUCAGCAACAGGCGAGCGGUGCUGGUGGCGCAGAGAUGGUGCUUGGAUGCACUGGCCCCUGCAUCAGAAGUUACAGAACAUAUCAAUGGCUGUCGGAUCACGAUGGUCAAUUUGAUGUGAUUCACUUCCAUGACAAUGGAGGCAUUGGAUACUUCAGCACACUGGCGCGACACCAGGGCGUAGCCCUGCUCAAGACCCUGCUGGUGGUUGGCGGUCACGGCCCGCAUCUCUGGGAGAGGACAGCCAACUCGGCCAAUCUAGACGAUGGCAAGCACUUUGAAGUGGACUUUUUGGAGCGAAGAUCGGUCGAGAUGUGCGAUUGGCUGAUCAGCCCAUCGAACUACAUGCUCAACUGGAUGAGGCGAAAUGGAUGGCAACUGCCCAAGCACUCCUAUGUGCACCAGAACCUGCUGCCUGCGAACCCAGCCGAUGCCCAAUGGGACCAGACAGAGGCCAACUAUUAUCAUACGUACGACGAGAUCAUCUUCUUUGGACGCCUGGAGGCGCGCAAGGGAUUGGACAUCUUCCUGAACUGUCUCGAGAGGAUAUCGCAUCGCCUUAUCGAGGAGGACUUGCUCGUCACAUUCCUUGGCGCAAACACUCGUCUCACCGAGGUCAACAUGAUGGCUGACAACUACAUCACGUUAAAGUGCAAUCGAUUGCACAUCAAGUGUCGCGUGCUCCUUGGCAAGACACACACCGAGGCCAUUGAGUACCUCACGCAUGACAGCCAGCGUAAGUUGGUCGUGAUACCAUCGCCCAUCGACAACUCGCCCAACACCGUGUUGGAGUGCAUGACACACAGGAUCGCAUUCAUUGCGAGCAGGGCUGGCGGCAUCCCCGAGCUCAUCCACCCCGAGGACCAGGAACGCGCACUGUUCUAUCCCUCGGCCGGCUCGAUUCAGCGCAAGAUCCACGAGUCGCUAAAGACUGGCGUCGCACCCGUUCGCAUGGCACACGAUGAAUGGUCGCGCACCAAGACAUGGAGCAACUGGCACACGAUCGUCAGCAACAAGCCAAUCGAGGCACCCGUCAUUAUCAAGGAGAGCAACAGGACCGCAACAGUCACAGUCGUGUUGGUGUACAAUGGUGACAACGUCAAGCAGAUCAAGAACAAUCUGGUGGCACUCAGUCAUCAUGCCAAGACCAAUGUGAACGUGCUGAUCGUGACAAAGGAGGGUGCACCCGAGAUUAAGCAUUUCCCUGCCAUGGAUCUUGUCGAGAUCAAGCACACGUGGGCAUCAGACUUCCUCGUGUCGGACAGCACCACAUUCCAACCAUGGAACAGUCUCAACGUUGUAGAGCGCACUACUGGCGAGUAUGUGCUGUUCGUCGAUCAGUUUGACUGGCUGGCCGACCAAUCGUCCCUAAGCAAGAUGCUCUCAGUGGCCAAUCAUACCGAGGCCGACCUGAUCUCCUCAUCGAUCGGCAUGCCCGAGCUUGGAAUCCACUGGAACGCCGUGUUCAUCGGAUGUCAAGGCAUGCCUGGCAUCAUGUACAACUGCUAUGGUGGUAACAAUGUCAUAAUGCGUCGAUCACUCCUACUACUAGUUGGCAGGAACUACACCAACAAUCAGUUUGACGACGAACUUGAUCAUGGCGGUGCAUGGGAGCUCUAUGUCGAGGCCACCAACCAUGGCUUCAAACUUGAGACCGUCCCCAAGACACUAUUCUACACAACAAAGAAGAGUGUCGACCUGUCCACGACAUACGGACAGGAGCUUCAAGUCAUGAGGUUCUUUGAAGAGAUGCUUCCACCAUCACUUGGAUUGGCACCAAUGGCAACAAGACACUUUUUGGUGUCAAAGAGUUCAUACAUGGCAGAGAUACUCAAUAUGACUCAGCGAUCAAGGGAGUUGGAGUUACAAUGUGCACAAGCUGCUGUCAAACCAAAGCCCAAAUCAGACAUUGAGGUGGAGCUGUCGGAUGGCGCUGUGUUGGGCGCUGACGCUCGAACAUACCAAGAGUCACGCGACCAUAUUGGAAUGCUGUUUGUACGUGGACAUGAGAAGUCUGGAACGUCUUGGCUCAAGAAGAUAUUGAACCUGCACCCUAGGAUCUAUCUGGCUCAGCAAGAGUUCCACUUCCAUCUGCUGGAGGACGCCAUCGAGAAGUUCACUGAUCAGCCAUGGGCCGCAGCGCGCGAACCAUACCUUGGCUACACCAACAAGUGGUACAAAUCAUUCGUUAGGAACCUUCUGCUCUCUGGCGUGUCGCCUUCGUCUGCGCCAUUGAUCAGCUGGACGGGCGAGAAGACCCCCUCGCCACUGGCACCCAUCAUAUCCGGCUCCAAGUAUAUAUUGAUCAUUCGUGAUGGCCGUGAUGUGGUCGUCUCGCUGUUCUGGCACUAUGUCCGUCUGGGCGGCUUUGAGAACUGGUGCGGCAAUGGCAACAAACACCUGGUCAACCCAUCAUACGUGUCGUCUUACAAAGAGGAUCAAUCGUACUUCACCAAGAACCCUGGCCUGCUGCUCGAGAAGGAGACAUGCUUCCGCCAUGUGGUGCGCAGCUGGGCAAACCGUGUGCGUGCCGAUCUGGAAGCCAUCGCAGAGUUGGAGAAGAAUCCAGUGUCUGAGGUCUACACGGUGCGCUACGAAGAGCUGCACAGGGACCCCGAAGGAGUCAGGAAGGAGAUGUACGAGUUCCUUGGUCUGGACUAUGGCGAGGCUGAUAAGCUGACAACCGAGGACAAGACGCUGCCUGGAGGAUUCAGUGACGCCGAUGGAGAGGACAGCAAGACCAACAAGUUCUUCCGCAAGGGUGAGAUUGGCGACUGGGCCAACUACUUUAGCUACGCAAACAAGCUGUGGUUCAAGGAGGAGGCUGGAAACGUUUUAAUACAACUUGGCUACGAGUUGGACUCGUCCUGGGUAAAGGAAUGA
This is a messenger RNA of Acytostelium subglobosum LB1, 3435 nucleotides long. RefSeq lists its product as hypothetical. Gene Ontology annotation, molecular function: sulfotransferase activity. The transcript has 2 exons. The record is from RefSeq and is a predicted model, not a curated record. Gene Ontology annotation, cellular component: cytoplasm. Gene Ontology annotation, biological process: sulfation. The coding region runs from base 1 to 3435 and encodes 1144 amino acids. Lineage: Eukaryota; Evosea; Eumycetozoa; Acytosteliales; Acytosteliaceae.